AUGUCAUGUUUAUUUUGUGAUGAUCGGGAUUCGGCACAGACAAUGGUCCCUUUAGAGAUGCGCAACACAACCAACAGUCACACAGUGGUCCAAUCAUACACGGCCUAUCUUCACAGUUCUAGCAUUCAUAACACCAAAGCCCGACCUUUUAACCUGAUGUCACCUUUUUAUUUUAUUCUCAAGAUAGCCAUCCUCUAUGCAAUUGGGGUAAUGGCCCUUUCACCUCAAGAUGCGAUCCAUGCAGACGACCUUGAGCGCUAUCAAGAGUUCAUGAAUACAGUCUCUGAUAGUCAAUUCCUCGACAUGUAUAUGGAAAGCGCAGAUGUCAAGAUCGACAUCUACGAAUACCCAUCAAACGACCACGUCCAGUCUGCCUAUUUCAAGCCAAGUCCAAAGGCAGAUCAAUAUUUCCAACAGGAAAAAGAACAGGCGGAUGCACUCCAAGCAACAGAAGAUGAGGGGUUGACUGAACGUGCGGCUAUUUGUAGACGGGAUGAACAUACCAUGGUAUUUGAGCGACUGUCCACGCUGGAGAAGCGCCGCUCUCGCUGUUAUCAAUUUUGUGGAAGCAUUCAUCAUUGCACAAGGGGUACAGGAUGCCCGCACUGUUAUGCCGUUAGAAUGGGCUGUCUAUGGCAGAAGUGGUGUCGCUGA
Molecule: messenger RNA, 654 nt
Organism: Fusarium pseudograminearum CS3096
Lineage: Eukaryota; Fungi; Ascomycota; Sordariomycetes; Hypocreales; Nectriaceae
Exons: 3
Coding region: 1-654 (217 amino acids)
Source: RefSeq, a predicted model, not a curated record